This is a messenger RNA of Prorocentrum cordatum, 1933 nucleotides long. The record is from the annotation of a GenBank genome assembly. Lineage: Eukaryota; Dinophyceae; Prorocentrales; Prorocentraceae.
AUGACGGACAUCAUCGUGCCCACGCUGCAGUUGAAGAUCUUCGAGGAGGUACCUCCAGAGACGAUCCAGCUCGCGUACAAUGUCUACAGAGAGGUCGGAAGAGAGGAUUGGAGGAGGCCCGACUGGUACAAGUCUUUCGGCCCGAAGGCAUCCGGGCUCAAGGAUCUGUGGGAUGACUGCGAAAGCCUUGAGGCGCACCUGCAGUUCCGAACCCUGUACAUGAAGCACUGCAUGACGGAGUUGCUUGAGCUCGUAGCGGACAAGGAGUUCAAUAUCACUGAUUUUGAAGAUUUUGCAUCAUACAAGGAGUCACUUAUCAAUAUUUGCAGGUGCGGCGAGAAGCUCUUGACGACGAGCCUGGCAGACAUCGCCGUUUUGGACGCAAACAAGAACAAAGCCGAUGAUUGGAUACAAUUCUGGACUCGAGUCUUGAAGAAGGGUACUCAGCUCAGUUCUGGCCAGAUGCAAAGACGCGACGAUCAUGAGUGGGAGGAGCUGCAGAAACAGUGGACCUCAUCAAUUAGCAGGCAGAAGGUCGAGGAACUUCGCGAGCUAUUAUCGGCCCAGCGUGGCGUACCACUGGAAGAUCUCAAGAGGACUCUGAAGGACAAUAUCGUGAAGGAGCUCGUCGCAGACAAGCUGGUAUGCGAGAAGAGGGCAGAGGACAACUUGGCUAACGAGUGGGAGAAGUUGAAGAACGGCGCCCUCGAGUCGCUGACUAAUGGCGUGGACGCGGACGGCGUGGACGUGCCCUUGGAGGGCCAGGCUCCAGAUGAUGGAGGCGACGGCGGCGACGCUGGCGACGCCAACAUGAUCAAGUUCAACACGCAGCUGGACUCACACGUGCUGGCUCAAUGGAACGCUGGAGUCUAUGCAAGCAUUGUUCAGUCUUGGAUGCUCUGUCAACUUACAUCAGGUGAAUACAGUGACAAGGGGUUGGACAACAUCGUCUACAAGAUGCCUGUCAAGACUGACGCCAUGGGAAAGCCGAUCACGCGUUUGUAUUGCCGCCCUGAAGGGGCCGACGCGGUGAAGUUCUUCUUCAUGGGGCGGGUCUCCGCAAGUAUGAAUGGCCAGUCUCUUGGAUCCAAGAUCUUCGUUGACGCAGGGCCUGUCGAUCACUGCCAGACUCAUCGCUACUUCGUCAUGCCAGUGCAAUCGACCAUCGUCCCCAACACCCCGACGCCAGCCUGUGCAUGGAUGGUUCGAGCCGUGGGGACGCCGACUGAUGACGACACAGAUGAGAACACGAAGGCCAAGGAGGAUCCUCCUACAAUGAAGUUCGAGUACGUGGACGUUACACUGAACGACUGCUGCAAUGGGAGCAAGAAGAUCCCCGACAUCAGCGUGACCUUGACCUACCUGGUCAUCGAUCGCAGCUUCUAUGCGGAUCCUGACGGCAACGAGGAGUUCGAGCUGAAGCGCCCGUACUUACCCUGCGAGGUGGCGGCGAACAAGCUGAAGCUCGAGCGCAAGCAGGAGCGGGAGAGGAAGGCCGCGCUCGAGAACUCGGAGGAGGGCAUCCUGCGCAAAAUCGGCAGGCACCUUCUGAAGUAGGCCCCAGGUGGGGCCCAGCACCUGCGCCCGUGCACGACGCGAGUGGAGGAGUAGGAGGAGGAGUAGGAGGAGGAGAAAAGGAGGAGGAGGAACAGAAGAGUGAAGAGUAGAAGCACGACGGCUGGGCUAACGCCUGCUCCUCCCCACCCGCCUCCCAGGAAGGGGGGGGGGAACGCUCGCCGCGCUGCUGGCCGUUCGCCACUACUGGGAAGGCCGCGACGCACGAGGCGCGAUUAUUUGCUCUCUCUGCGCUCCCCUCGUCAGAUGUCCGUGCCCAUUCUCGGUGUCCCGUCGUUUUUUUUUGUUUUGCCACUUGGCCUCGUGGGGCCCAGGGAAUUUCGCGAACUCUGAUCGCGGCCCUUGGGGUGGCCCCUUC